Molecule: messenger RNA, 1080 nt
Organism: Penicillium alfredii
Lineage: Eukaryota; Fungi; Ascomycota; Eurotiomycetes; Eurotiales; Aspergillaceae
Product: histone chaperone napB
Exons: 3
Coding region: 1-1080 (359 amino acids)
Biological process (GO): nucleosome assembly
Cellular component (GO): chromatin; nucleus
Molecular function (GO): chromatin binding; histone binding
Source: RefSeq, a predicted model, not a curated record
AUGUCUGCCGGUGACGACCAGUCUCUCCUCGACCGCGUCGAGAUCCCUAGCAUCCCCAAGGACGCGGCCAGGAAGAUCGCUUACUUGGAGGAGGAGUUUAUCCGUGCUGAGGUUGACCAAUUGCGCAAGUCGGUCCCCGUCCUCAAGCCGCUGUUCCAGAAGCGCAAUGAGAUCAUCAACAUCCCCGACGUGCAGAGCGACUUCUGGAUCCGCGUAUUCUCCAGCGCGCCCGCCGAGGUCGACGAGUACGUCCUGCCGACCGACGCGGCGGCGCUGGGCUCGGCCCUGAAGAACCUGACGGUGGAGCGGUUCGAGGUCAACGACAAGGGCGAGGGCGAGCCGCGCAGCCUGCGGUUCACCUUCGACUUCCACACCGGCGAGAACAACCCGUUCUUCGAGAACUCGCAGCUGGUUAAGGAGUUUUCCUGGCGCAAGCAGAUCACCAAGACCGCCAAGGGCAAGUCCCGCACCUGGGAGGGUCUGGUCUCCGAGCCCGUGCGCAUCAACUGGAAGAAGGACAUGGAUCUGACCAAGGGUCUCCUGGACGCUGCCUGCGACUUGGCCGACGCCGAGAAGAAGCAGGGCGGUGACCGCAAGAAGCUGCCCCAGUACGAGGCCCUCGUUAAGAAGGUUGCCGAGGCCGAGGCCGAGGCUAUGAACGCCGACGAGGACGACGACGAGGGUAUGGAGAGCCCUGCCGGCCUGAGCUUCUUCGCCUGGUUCGGUUACCGCGGCCGCGAUGUCUCUGCGGAGCAGUCCAAGCAGGCUACCAAGGAGGACGACGAGCGGUGGGCCAAGAUCGUCAAGGGCGAGAAUGUCGACGAGGACGAGGACGAGGACGAUGAGGAUGAUGAUGACGACGACGAGGAGGAUGACCUCGAGGACGCCGAGAUCUUCGCCGACGGCGAGGAGCUUGCUGUUGCCAUUGCCGAGGACCUCUGGCCCGAGGCCCUCAAGUAUUACGUGCAAUCGUUCGAGAUCGGUGAUGACCUUUCCGAGAUCGACAUCGACGAGAUGGAUGAGGAUGAGGAUGAAGCGGAAGGCGAGGACGCGCAGCCGCGCAAGAAGGCGCGCACCUAA